AUGAAGGUAAGUUCUGGGCACCAGCCUGGGUAUACUCCCCUGACCCCAUUUACCAGCACUGGAGCCAUCUAUGUAUGCCAGCAGCUCGAGGACCAGGUGCUGCCCUUCAUACCCGCCGGUGUGGAUGCCCGCCACUCACACGAUGACGGUGCUCCGUGCUUGGCAGCUGCUGCUCUUCUGCCUGUUGGAGAGCAGCUUGGGUGCCACAACAACUCCAGCGACAACAGUUCUAGCAGGUCAGCACGCCCACCCGGCGGUCAUCUUCUUACCUGGACGUGGCCACCACGACUUACUUACUCUUCGUCUCUCUCUCUCUCUCUCUCCCACCCCCACCCCUUAGUGACCCAGGAGGGACAGCUGCCCUGCGGAGGCUGGGACUGCAACUGUGCCUUCCAAAAGAAGACGGGCUGCUGCUGCGGUGCCAACCAGCUCAGCCACCUGGAGGACUUCCUACUCGACAAGCUCACCUACUUUGACAAGCAGGUUGGCCUCCUGGGCACGGACGUCACGGCCCUGUCAGGGUCCCAGGACGUGGCAUUCACUGCCCUCUUGGGCCGGACAGACUGCUACGGCCCGUUCACAAGCAGCAACACAGUCCCGUACAAGCUGGUCCUGGUCAACAAUGGGAACUGGUACAAUCCUUCACUAGGGGUCUUCACCGCUCCCAUGAGCGGCAUCUACCGCUUCUCCUUUACAUCCUCCUCACUGGAGGGGCAGGGGCGCAAGAUCUACCACCAGCUGAAUCUCAUGAGGAACACAGAGGUCAUGGUCUCCACGUGGGAGGACAACUACGAGGACCUGGAGGACAGCGCCUCGCAGAGUGUCAUGAUGCGCCUUGAACCCGGGGACCAGGUCUACGUGAGGCUGCAGGCGGGGCGCUACCUCUGCGGAGACGCCUUCCGGCAGAAUUCCUUCUCCGGGCAUAUGGUGUUCCCCGUGGGCCAAUUGCUCUGAAGACGGAGGGUCGUCCGGUGGGCCGGGCACUUUGUUUACAGAAGGCGGUCUGUUCUGCCUUGCUGAUAGAGUCACCAUGGCAACCAUGUAACCAAAACAAUACAUCAAUAAAGAGCUAAAAGAA
Molecule: messenger RNA, 1078 nt
Organism: Erpetoichthys calabaricus (reedfish)
Lineage: Eukaryota; Metazoa; Chordata; Cladistia; Polypteriformes; Polypteridae
Gene: cbln18
Product: cerebellin 18
Exons: 4
Coding region: 1-954 (317 amino acids)
Molecular function (GO): protein binding
Source: RefSeq, a predicted model, not a curated record